This is a messenger RNA of Cannabis sativa, 2545 nucleotides long. RefSeq lists its product as uncharacterized. Lineage: Eukaryota; Viridiplantae; Streptophyta; Magnoliopsida; Rosales; Cannabaceae. The record is from RefSeq and is a predicted model, not a curated record. Bases 809 to 2545 code for a protein of 578 amino acids. The transcript is spliced from 6 exons.
AAAUAGAAUAAUGUUAUGAAAAUAAAUAUACUAAACAAUCAAGUGUUACAAAUUCAACAUACAAAAAAAAAUCUAAUAAAAAUAUAAUAAAUAUUUAUUAUAUUUUUCAAUAUUUUUUAUUAUAUAAAUAAUUUUUUUAAUAUAUAUAAAUGUAAUUGGAUUGGAUCGGUUUUUAAUUGGAUUUUGAGAUUGACAUCCAAUAACCGAUCCAAUCCAAUUAGAAUCCAACUUUUAGCAUCCAAUCCAAUCCAAUUGUAAUUGGAUAUCCAAUUUUUUGUAAUUGGAUUGGAUUGGAUCGAUUCGGUUCAAUUGGAUUGGAUUGGAUGAUGCCCACCCCUAGAUGUGGUGGACCAUUCUAAUUUGGUAUGUCUUCUUUUUUUAUAUAUAUAUUUUUUGGUUGUUUUGUUUAAUUUAAUAGUUUUGUUUUUUUUUUUUAAUUUUCAUUUAACUGUAUUGUGUUUUAUGUUUUUUUAGGAUAAAAUUUGUGAACCUAGUGUUGUUGAUGAUCCGAAGCUUGUUAAUGUUGCCAAGAAAGUCAAGAAGAAACCGGUUUCCAAAUCGCUUGGCAAGAAGAAGGGCGAGGCUCCUUCUGUUGACGGUCCUUUGGUAAUUUUUAUUUUUUUAAGAAACCGGUUUUUCAAUUUGUUAUUUUGCAUGUUUCAGGUUUUCUAUUUACAGUUUUAUUUUGAAUCUAUUUUUUAUAAUAUAUAUGUUUUUAUUUUCAGUUUUUAGUUUUUAUCUUUGUGGUGGGUAACCAGUUUUUGAUUUUUUUUUUUUUUUCUUUGUGUAUUUUUAAUUUCGAUUGUUUAUGUUGUUUUUUCUCUCACAGGAAUAUUAUUUUAAAAUUGAUGAUAAGAAGAGGUUUGCUGGGAAACCUCAACUCUACAAUCCUUAUAAUGUCAUUGAUGAUAACAAUGAGAACCUGUCAGAUGAUCAGAAGGAGUUGUUUCGCAAGUUUCCAUUUGGGAAUUUUCUUGAUGUGAGCAACUUUAACUAUCAGCUACAGCUGAUUCAUCUCGUUCUUUUGCGGCAGAUUCACACCGAAAGAGCUGAUGUCGAGCUUUGGUUCAAACUGGGAGACAAGGCUGUUUGUUUCGGAAUUGAAGAGUUUUCCAUAAUAACCGGUUUGGAUUGUACUAAAUCCUAUGAUGUUGAUCUCUUCAAAUCAAAGAAGUUGCUUGCUUACAAGGAGGGUAUUUUUUGCAUGCAUGGGCUUACUGAGAAGCUUACGGUGAAGGAAGUUGCUAGUGUUUUCUUCAGUGGUGCAUUGAAAGAUGACGAAGAUUAUGUGAAGAUAGCCCUUUUAUACUUCUUUGCUGGUUAUUUGUAUGGUUAUCCCCAAGGGAAAAAGAUUGACAACUUCAUAUUUGCUAUGGUUAAUGGGGAUGAUUACAUUGAAGUUUUUAAUCGGUUUGGAUGGGGAAAAUUAUUGUGGGAAAAGACUUUUCAUCACUUGAAGAUUGCAUUAAAAGAUGGGAACAACACCUUUGAACAGCUUGCUAAGAAGAAGAUGAUUAAGAAGGGUUACAAGCUUAAAGGCUUUCCUAUUGCAUUUCUUAUUUGGUUGUACGAGAUUAUCCCGUCUUUGUCUCCUCGAUUUUGCAAAAGAAUCAGCAACAAGAUUCCUCACGUUCUGAAUUGGGAGAAUAGCCCUACAAUGGAGUUUAGUGAGUUGAUUCAGGGUGUGUUCAACAAUCCGAAGAUUGCUGUAAAGGAUUUUGUUGCUUUGAGUGGUGAAAAAUCUCAAAGUCUUUUUUCUAAAUUCAAGUUUCAUCCUAAAUAUGUUCCAAAGAGGAUUGGUGGCGCUGUGUCUUUUGAUGAAGUAAAUGAUGAGGUCAAGGUAUCUCAUGGAAAGUUGGACCAGAUUUGUGUUGAAAUUACUUCUAUCAAAGAGUGCCAACAACAAAUUAAGGAUGGUAUUUCCAGCUUGAGGAUUGAGUUUUUGAGUGAGUUUGCUAAAUUAGCAGAAAUUAUCAAUGGAUUGAAGAAGAAGGAGAAUGAUGGAAGUUCUAAGGACUCUGAAUUUUUUUCAUCCCCUAUAAGAGAGGCAUACUAUCAGGAUAUAUCGGAUGAUGGUGGUGGGUUACAGUUGUCCGUUCAUAUUGUUCAAGCUGAGGAGGAAAAGGACACUUUGAAUUUUGAAAAUAUGUUUAUCGAUCCUGAUUUUCUUAAGGGUGUGGUUGAUAGCACUGUUAAGAGUGCUUUGAAGAAAGACGAUGUUUCGUUUCAUGAUGAUAGUGAUAAGUUGAGUUUGGUUUUGUACGAUGAAUCGUAUUUUGACUAUGGAGUGUUUGUCAUCAAAUUUGCUGAAUUUUUCAUUCGUGGAAAAAUUGAUGACAUUCCAGCUAAGAUGUCUGAUUUGGUAGCAGUAUAUAGAGAUGAUCUUGUUGUGAGUUUGUUUAUUCAUGCUAGGAGGAAAGAAAUUGGUAGUUAUAUAACUGGUGAUGAAGUGUUGAAAAAGGGGAAGAAAUCAAAGGAUAAUGCAAGUUUUAAGGCAAAGGUCAAAGGGAAGGAUAUUCCAAAGGGAAAGGGCAAAGCGAAAUGA